AUGGGAAACGUUGACAGCAUUGAAAGCUGCGAGACAUGCUGCGGAAGGACUGGGCAGUUCGAGUUCGAUGAGGGUCAAGGUCGGCGCGCCCCUGAGUAUCCGACGAGUGAGACGGAGGUCUUCACCCAGGGCCCGGCGAGACUGGACCCGCGCCACCAACUCGCAGCCUUCCUCGGAAGAGGCGACGAACAAGGGCCCGAUGGGUUCCUGAAGCAGAAGGGCCUUCUGCCGGGUCGCGAAGAGACUAAUUGGUUCGCCGUCUUCCGGCCAACAAGCGCAGAUGCCAUUUCCAAGAUGAUGGAUGGCCAGGGUACUGGCAAAGGCCUCAACGUAAAGGGCAAGUCUGCAAAGACAGGCUGCCUUUCAGGUUUUGUGCCUGUGCUGCAGAUCAGUGACAACGAGCACAAGUCGCAGGUCUGCACCUCGCCCCGCGAGGCUCGGGUACGAGUGUAUUACCAAAGCGACGAACAUCGAAGUGUAGCGCUCUUCCGCCUCCGCAAGGUGCUUGCGGAGAUGCUACGCUUGUCCGAGGCAGCAGUGCAGCGACUGGAGGCGCAUCAGGCUGGCACCAAAAUGCUUACCGACGAGGCAGAGAGAUUUGCAUUCAUCGAGUUGCUCCUCCAGGUCGAAGACCCUUCCAUUAUCAAUCUGAACCUGUACGAGCCCGAAGCUUUUGGCCUGGACUUGCCAGAGCGCCUGUUUCGGGAGGUGUAUGUGGCGCAGCCGGACAUCUCCCGACAUGGGGCUUGGCAGACUGGACGGGCCUCGGAGCCGGCGUUCAUGGACAUGAACCUCUACGUACUCAGAGAUGUUGAGGCUUCUCCCCGGGCUGUGAUGUGGCAGAACGACUCGGAGGAUGCUCUGAACCCCCUCAGCCUGCUCAUGGCGUACGAGGAGGAGAAGGUGAAGCCAGUCGUUUCCGACUUCGAUGCCUUCAUGCUCGGUUGCUCGGGCAAUAUCCGCUUCGAGCCCCUUCCACCAGACCAAGUGGACAUGAUGAAGUGGUGCCUGGGUCACAUCGAGGAAGUCCUUUCCACCCCCAGCAAAACAGGAUGGAUGUCGCGGUGGCUAGAGGUUCUCAAGCGGGAGUCCGAUGCGGGAUUCCAUCCCGAGAUUCCGAGGUUCGGGUUUGGAGACCCAACCUCUUACAGUAUCGUCGAGCAGCUGGUGGUUGCGAUGGGCCUCUUGGGAGCAGUUCGACAUGGCGCGGAGUGUUUCAAUUUCUACUUCCCCCAGGACCUAGACGACGAGUUCCUCGUGAUUUGGCCCGGCUUUGGAGCAGACCAGCCCUGGCAGUACCUUAGUGAAUCCGAGCUGCGGGACUUUCUGCUUGAUUGCGUGCAACGGGGCUACAGUUUUCCUCUGAAUCCGAAGUGGAUCAUUUGCGAUAAAGGUUGGCGAGCUGUUUUCCAACGGCUGAGAUUCUCACCCCAAGGGAAAAAGCAGCUGGCUGCCUGGUUUCCGCCCGGCUCCAAACUGAUCGAGCGAAUCGAGGAGCUUUGCGACAAGUUUCCCGGUGGCUUUCAGAAACCUGAAGGCGUCGAGGAGCUGGAUAUCGACCUCGCUGAGCUGCAGCUGCGUCGGUACGAGACGCUCCAGAGGGCAAAGCGAAAGCUUCGAGUUGUCUUGAGAUGGAUGAAGCUCAACAAGGGGAAAGGACUGUCGAACGGCGAGGGCCAGGCGUUGAAGGAAGAUCCCUUGGUCCAGGCUGACCAGCACAGGACCUCCGACAAGCCAGAUUCGAUGCAGCCCCUCACAGUUGCGGACGACAAGGCAGAGAAAAAGUCGGGCUGCCUCGGUUGCUGCAAGAAGAAAUGA
Molecule: messenger RNA, 1818 nt
Organism: Symbiodinium sp. CCMP2456
Lineage: Eukaryota; Dinophyceae; Suessiales; Symbiodiniaceae
Source: the annotation of a GenBank genome assembly